Messenger RNA from Rhinolophus ferrumequinum (greater horseshoe bat), 4219 nucleotides. RefSeq names its product myotubularin related protein 1 (gene MTMR1). Gene Ontology annotation, molecular function: phosphatidylinositol-3,5-bisphosphate 3-phosphatase activity. Lineage: Eukaryota; Metazoa; Chordata; Mammalia; Chiroptera; Rhinolophidae. The record is from RefSeq and is a predicted model, not a curated record. The transcript has 18 exons. Bases 16 to 2109 code for a protein of 697 amino acids. Gene Ontology annotation, biological process: phosphatidylinositol dephosphorylation.
CGGGCUCGGCGCGCCAUGGACCGGCCAGCGGCGGCGCCGGCGGGUGGCGAGGGUGCCGGGGGUCCGGGCCCGGGACCGGCGGGCAGCUGGAGGCCGCCGCGGGUCGCGGGGGGCCCGGCCGCUGGUUCCCGGCAGCCCAGCGUGGAGACCUUGGACAGUCCUACAGGAUCACAUGUUGAAUGGUGUAAACAGCUUAUAGCUGCUACAAUUUCUAGUCAGAUUUCAGGUUCAGUGACAUCAGAAAAUGUAUCCCGAGAUUACAAGGUUUUCAGGAGGCCUGACAUAAGGAGUAUUCAUAAAGCAAGACAAAGAUUGGAGAUUCAGGAAGAACACAAUGGCUACCCUUCUGAAGCUGAAGCUGAUCAGGCUCUAAGGGAUGGGAAUAAGCUGGCACAGAUGGAAGAAGCACCACUUUUCCCAGGGGAAUCAAUCAAGGCCAUUGUGAAAGAUGUCAUGUAUAUCUGCCCAUUUAUGGGAGCUGUGAGUGGAACGCUGACGGUGACGGACUUUAAGAUGUACUUCAAAAAUGUAGAGAGGGACCCACAUUUCAUCCUUGACGUUCCCCUGGGAGUGAUCAGCAGAGUUGAGAAGAUUGGGGUGCAGAGCCAUGGGGACAAUUCUUGUGGUAUAGAGAUCGUGUGCAAGGAUAUGAGGAACUUGCGACUUGCUUAUAAACAGGAAGAACAGAGUAAACUGGGGAUAUUUGAAAACCUCAACAAACAUGCAUUUCCUGUUUCCAAUGGGCAGAUGCUCUUUGCAUACAACUAUAAAGAAAAAUUUCCAAUUAAUGGAUGGAAAGUUUAUGAUCCAGUAGCUGAAUAUAGGAGACAGGGCUUGCCAAAUGAGAGUUGGAAAAUAUCCAAAGUCAACAGUAAUUAUGAGCUCUGUGACACCUACCCUGCCAUCAUCGUUGUACCAACUAGUGUAAAAGACGAUGACCUUUCCAAAGUGGCAGCCUUUCGAGCAAAAGGCAGAAUCCCUGUAUUGUCAUGGAUUCAUCCAGAAAGUCAGGCAACGAUUACUCGUUGCAGCCAGCCACUUGUGGGUCCCAAUGAUAAACGCUGCAAAGAAGAUGAAAAAUACUUGCAGACAAUCAUGGACGCUAAUGCACAGUCUCACAAACUUAUCAUCUUCGAUGCCCGGCAAAACAGUGUCGCCGAUACCAACAAGGCCAAGGGUGGAGGCUAUGAAAGUGAAAGUGCUUACCCGAAUGCAGAACUCGUGUUUUUGGAGAUCCACAACAUUCACGUGAUGAGAGAGUCACUACGUAAAUUAAAAGAGAUCGCGUACCCCUCGAUCGAUGAGGCACGGUGGCUAUCCAACGUGGAUGGGACACAUUGGCUGGAGUAUAUAAGGAUGCUUCUUGCUGGGGCAGUAAGAAUUGCUGAUAAAAUAGAAUCUGGGAAAACGUCAGUGGUGGUGCACUGCAGCGACGGUUGGGACCGAACAGCCCAGCUGACGUCUCUGGCUAUGCUGAUGCUAGACAGUCAUUACCGCACCAUUAAAGGAUUCGAGGCUCUCAUAGAAAAGGAGUGGAUCAGUUUUGGACAUAGGUUUGCACUGCGAGUGGGCCAUGGCAACGACAACCAUGCCGAUGCUGACCGGUCCCCAAUAUUCCUUCAGUUUAUUGAUUGUGUUUGGCAAAUGACAAGACAGUUUCCUUCAGCGUUCGAGUUUAAUGAACUCUUCUUGAUUACAAUCUUGGAUCACCUUUAUAGCUGUCUCUUUGGGACUUUCUUGUGCAACUGUGAACAGCAGCGAUUCAAAGAGGAUGUAUAUACGAAGACUGUAUCUUUAUGGUCUUAUAUCAAUAGCCAGCUCGAUGAAUUUUCUAAUCCCUUCUUUGUGAAUUAUGAAAACCACGUCUUAUAUCCUGUUGCAAGUCUGAGUCAUUUGGAAUUAUGGGUAAACUACUAUGUGCGAUGGAAUCCACGGAUGAGGCCUCAGAUGCCGAUCCAUCAGAAUCUCAAGGAGCUGCUGACCAUCAGGGCGGAGCUGCAAAAGAGAGUGGAGGACCUGCAGCGGGAGGUGGCCACACGCGCCUCGUCCCCAUCCGAGCGGGGCUCUUCUCCUUCCCACUCGAUCACGCCUGUCCACACCUCAGUCUGACGGGCUCCAGACACGGCAGUUCCGGUGAGUCCAGCCAUCAAGGCCAUCCUGCGGCUCCUCUGCUCUCCCCGGUGACUCAGGCAGGGGUCCUGAGACCCGUCUCGGCUACAGCUUGUCAUCUUGUCUUUUAGGAUUAGGCCCAGUUCCCUCCGCGUCUGGAUGGCACUUCCAACCAGUGACCAUGUGUAUGACUAGGUGACAGCCCCCUCUGUCAUGUACGCUUUGUUUUGCGAACACCCAGUUUCCCUCCUGUCGGGUUUCUCAGGGUGGCUGUCUGUCCCAUUGACCCGUCUUUCUAUCACUGGGUCGCUUGGGAGAAAUCAUAGUGAAUGGAAUGCAGUGCUUAGGUUCAAGAAGGCCUCAUACCAUUUCUUUCCAAGGUAGACCCGUCAUUAAAACCACCACCGUCACUUAGAGACUACGUUGCCAGCCACGUGGCUUCUUUCAGCUCCUUCCUACAACUUGAAAACUUUUAAAAUUAACUAUGUGGGGGUGGGGGGUAGACAGAGCAUUGCCCUCUGUUCUAGAAUUCUCUUCAUGCACGGGGGCCCCUGUACCAAUUACUCUUGUGUACAUAUAAGGUAUUUUUAAAAAAGAGAAAUGUGCCUUUAUUUUCCUAUGUCCUUUUUUAUGUUUAGACUAGUCACCCAAGGAGGUAUCUGCUUAACUGGACUGUAUGAGAAAUACUUUUCAAACAAAGCUCGUGCUAACUUUUAUGUGGUACAUUUGAAACAUGAUUUGAUUAUAGUCGUCCCUGCAGAGGGAAAACCGAGGACUCAGGCAGCUCUGCGCAGGUGCUGACGUCCCCACGGGCUCCUUCAGGGAACUGUCGGCAGCUCCUGGCCUGUCUGACCUUGAGCCUCCCGCCCAUUUGUGUCAAAGUGAGUCUGGCCUCUCCUGUUACCUGCCUGUCUGAAAUGUCUCAUUUUCCUGAGAUCCCUGCAACUCAGUGUAUUCGUGCGACUUCAUGUCAAUUAUUUUAAAGCAACCACUGUGCUGUCGCUUCAGUUGCCAAAAGCAUAGCACGCACACCCCUUGGUUUGCUCAUCUCAGAGCCAACCUUCGCCAGCCAGGCCUCUCCUCCCAGUUUUGCGCCUUCACUCACUGACUUGGGGCUCCACCAGGAUGGGCAGGAAGUGAUUUGCAAUCAACUGGUCCAUCCACUAGCCCUGAAGCGCUGAGCUCCUGUGUGUGGCGUAGCACAGAAUCUUGCAUAUUUGCACCCACCCCAGCAGGCCUCGCCCCUGCCCAUGUCUGCUACUGGGACCCCCAUCCCUACUGUAAUUAAGGUUGCCUUCCGAGGCAGGGGCCUCAGAAGCUCAUAGGGUCAGAUCUAAGUACAACUGCAUUGGAGUAUCUGGUUGGUUUCAAAUGAUUGGGUACCAUGCAAAGUCCUACAGAUUGACCUUAGUUUUGCAAAUAUAUUCUUUAAAAAGGGUUUUUUAUAGUCAAAUACUUACAGAAUAGCUGUUUUUUCAACUUGGAACUUUCUGAUUCUUCUAGUAAAUGAUCUGGUAUCCGUCAGGUAUCAGAAAUACUUCUUCAAAGUAAUUUGAUCACCUAAGAUGAAGUCUCCAUUUUUAUCAGCUGGGGAUUUGUUUCUAAAUCAUAGUUUGAUUGAUGUUAGCUUUUGAUUUAUGCUUCCAACAUAUCUGAAAGCUUAUUUAUGAAUGGAAAAUCUGAUUAUUCAUUGAUACAGUUGUUUUUAAAUGAGGACAUUUCCCAUUCCCCUCCCCCCCAGAAAUAUCCUUCAAUCCCCCAGCUGCACUAAGACUACUCAACUUAGUGUGGACUGGAGGAUGCUAUUGACAGAAGCAGAGUGGGCUUAUUCUUGCUGAGGUCAGCUAGCCUGCAUGCAGGGCCCCAGAAAGUCCCAUUCGAUUUGAAAGCAGCACAACAGACCAUUUUCCUUUGUAUGUUCCUAGCACAGAACUGUUUCUAAAACAACUUGAAGUAUAGUUUUGUUACUUAAGCAAUUCUUUUUUUUCGGUUUUAUUUAAGUGUACUAGAAUGUAAAACCUUUAGGGUUCAUAUUUUUGAAAACUGGUACAGUAUCGUAUUUGCCUCGUCUGAUGCACUAUAUUUCAAUCUAAUUAAAGUGAUAAUGUUU